GCUGUCAUCAGUUUAAAAAUUUUUGUUUAUAAACUGUGAGCUAAACAGCAAAAAAAAAGAAUCAUUUAAAUCUUUUAUUUUAUUUAUUCAAAUAAAUAAAAUGACAACAAAAAAAUGUGCUUACAAAAAUUGUGGAGCUUUCACCAACAGCUCACAUCCAUCAUCGGAAACAUUUUACUCAUUUCCAAAACAUCCGGAAAAACUAGAAAUGUGGAUGAAGCUUGGUGGUGUUAGAAAUGAAAAAGAACUUGCCUAUGCUUCCAGGUACUUUUGUUCAAAACAUUUCGAUGAAACAAAAUAUGUCGCAAACAAUCCCAGACGCAAGCAACUCCUUAGUGCUGCUAUUCCCUAUCCAUGUGUACAAUCACCUCAGCCAAAUGUUGUGAUUGUCGAUGAAAAUGAAUAUCAAUGCGUUGUCUCCAGCAGACAUACAAUUGAGGAAGAACCCGACGACGAGGAAGAGGAUGAAGAACAGGAGACCAAUGAACAUGGAGAUGAAAUAACUGAGGAAGUUGCUAAUGAAAUAAAUUGUAUUUCUGAAACCCUUGAAACAUUUGAAACCUAUGAUGACUAUCAAAACGAAAUCAAUUGCUCGGAUGAUUUCGAAGUGGCUAUUGAACCUGAAAAGAGAUCACUGAAACGAAAGAUUGAUCAUUCAAGUACUAAACCUGGAACUAACUUACUCCCGGGGUCAGUAAAAAGAACCGUCUCCAUAGUUUCGAACUGUCCAACAUCUACGAUAAAUCUUGUUCAAGAUCAAUUAAUAGAGGACAAGGCAAUGGAUGAGGAUCUUGAUUUGAUAAAUACGCAGGUUGAUUCGAAUGUUACGACAUUCAUAUUUAAAGGCGAGGAAUAUAUUCAAAUGCCAAAAGAACAGUAUGUUCGUGAGAAACUCGCACUAAUAAACAGAAUUCGAAGCUAUGAAGAGGUUUUGAAAAACGUUAAGAGCUUAAUGGAUAAUGUUAAGAUUUAAUACAAAAACAUGUAUUUUGAAGAAAAUUCGAAUAAAAAAAAAAUAACAAGGUUUAUUUAAAA
Episyrphus balteatus (marmalade hoverfly) is the source of this 1035-nucleotide messenger RNA. RefSeq lists its product as uncharacterized. The transcript is spliced from 2 exons. Lineage: Eukaryota; Metazoa; Arthropoda; Insecta; Diptera; Syrphidae. The coding region runs from base 101 to 973 and encodes 290 amino acids. The record is from RefSeq and is a predicted model, not a curated record.